GACCACAUAAUCCUGUCUGUUGAUUGUACCGAUUGUCUGCUGGUUGUUUUGUUGGAGUCUUGCACAGAAUGGAACUGCCCCAGCUGGAACACGUGAGGCUCCGAAGGUGUGACAGCGCAGCCUCUGUGCCUCAGUUCUGUAACUCCCCCACAAUGAUUGUGAUGGUUGGCUUGCCUGCCAGAGGGAAGACAUACAUCUCCAAGAAGCUCACUCGCUACCUGAACUGGAUCGGGGUUCCGACAAAAAUGUUUAAUGUUGGCCAGUACCGCAGGGAGGCUGUCAAGAUCUAUAAGAACUUUGAGUUCUUCAAACCUGAUAAUGAGGAGGCCAUGAAGAUUCGCAAGGCCUGUGCAGCAGCCGCACUCAAAGAUGUCACUUCGUACUUUACAAAGGAACAGGGGCAAGUAGCCGUAUUUGAUGCUACAAACACCACAAGAGAGAGGAGAGCAAUCAUUCUUAGUUUUGCAAAGGAAAGGGGCUACAAGGUGUUCUUUGUAGAAUCGAUCUGCGAGGACCCAGAAAUCAUCGCAGAGAAUAUCAAGCAAGUAAAAUUUGGGAGUCCUGAUUAUGUGGACCGUGAUUUCGAUGAGGCUAUGGAGGACUUCAUCCAGCGCAUCGAGUGUUACAGAGCAAGCUACAUGUCCAUAGAUGAUGAGAAAGACAGGAAACUCUCCUACAUAAAGAUCUUCGACGUGGGCAGCAGAUACCUGGUGAACCAGGUCCGACACAUUCAGAGCAGGAUAGUCUACUACCUCAUGAACAUACAUGUCACACCGAGAUCCAUCUACCUGAGCCGCCACGGAGAGAGCGAACUCAACCUUAGUCAGAUUGGUGGAGACUCAGGCUUAUCCCCUAGAGGGCAAAAGUAUGCUAAUGCCUUGGCGACCUUCAUCAAGGGACAGAAAAUCAGCGACCUCAAGGUGUGGACGAGUCACAUGAAGAGGACCGUCCAGACUGCAGAGGCUCUGGGAGUCCAGUAUGAACAGUGGAAGGCUCUCAAUGAGAUAGAUGCUGGUGUAUGUGAGGAACUAACUUAUGAGGAGAUUCAGGAGAAUUUCCCAGAAGAAUUUGCACUGAGAGAUCAGGACAAGUAUCGCUAUCGGUACCCUAAGGGUGAGUCCUAUGAGGAUCUAGUCCAUCGUCUAGAGCCAGUCAUCAUGGAGUUGGAGAGGCAGGAAAAUGUUCUGGUUAUUUGCCACCAAGCUGUGAUGCGCUGUCUGUUGGCCUAUUUUCUUGACAAACCUGCAGAUGAGCUGCCUUAUCUAAGAUGCCCUCUUCACACUGUGCUCAAACUCACACCGAUAGCCUACGGGUGUAAAGUUGAGUCAUUUUUCCUCAAUAUUGAAGCUGUCAACACACACAGAGAGAGGCCAUCUAAUAUCAGCAUCAACAGAAAGCCAGAGGAAGCUCUGCAAACUGUUCCUGACCACAUAUAA
Molecule: messenger RNA, 1436 nt
Organism: Archocentrus centrarchus (flier cichlid)
Lineage: Eukaryota; Metazoa; Chordata; Actinopteri; Cichliformes; Cichlidae
Product: 6-phosphofructo-2-kinase/fructose-2,6-bisphosphatase 1-like
Biological process (GO): fructose 2,6-bisphosphate metabolic process; fructose metabolic process
Cellular component (GO): cytosol; 6-phosphofructo-2-kinase/fructose-2,6-biphosphatase complex
Molecular function (GO): fructose-2,6-bisphosphate 2-phosphatase activity; ATP binding; 6-phosphofructo-2-kinase activity
Source: RefSeq, a predicted model, not a curated record